Molecule: messenger RNA, 1052 nt
Organism: Rubroshorea leprosula
Lineage: Eukaryota; Viridiplantae; Streptophyta; Magnoliopsida; Malvales; Dipterocarpaceae
Source: the annotation of a GenBank genome assembly
AUUGUUAUAUAUAAGGUGAUGAUAUCCUUUUUGGCAUUCUUUCAAGGCAUAGAUAACAGACAAUGGUAAUAAACUUGGGUUUUUCAUUCUUUUUUCACAUUAGAUCAUUCUUAUUCUAACCUAGCUUAGCAGUGGCUGUAGGUGAUAUUAGGGAUUGUCCUUGUUUGAAGCCUAAAAUAGUUAUCUGGCUCUUUAUAAAUGUCUUCUAUUGUGCACUUUUGCAGUUAUACGCACUUCUUGCUGGCUUUUGUUCCUGACCGUUGAUAAGAAAUCCCUUACAGAAUCUGCUGUUUGCUACUGGAGAACUGAGGCUGUACACAGUCCUGACUCCUGAGGAAGCAUCAGGGGAGUCAUUGUAAUAUCUAUUUGACUAUUUAUUUGCAUGAUGGCGUAUUUUUGUGUUCCAAUUUCCAUACAGCUAAAUGGCUGAUUAGGAACUUUUCCUGCUACUAGCUUUAAAUCUUUUUGCGGUUAUAGAGAUUUUGCUGCAUAAUGAAAUUGAUUGGUCAUGCUUGUUACUGUUUACCUAGCGCAACUAAGGGGCCACACUUGCAGGAAACCUUGUUUGAUUACGCAAUAGGAGUCUUGCACUUCGAAUUGACUGCAUUUUUCAGGAGAAAUUACCAUUCCUUGAAUCCAGCUCUGUUUGGAUUAGUUAUCACUCGAGCACUGUUGAACUUUAACAAUUCUUCAAUGAUGUUUCUUUAUUUUUUUUUUUUUGGUUUCUCGCCCGGUAUCCGGGACUUCGUCCCGACUACUCCGGACUCGAUCAGCUGUGGCGCACCAGAAUGGUGGGUGGGUCUCCCAGUUGCUGCGCACACAAGGUUUCGAACUCGAAACCUUAUUUAAGCUGGAACAAGUCGCUUGCCACCUGAUCUAACCCUUGUUGGUAAUGAUGUUUCUUUAUACACUUUGGGUGCGGUGCGGUUGAAAUUGCUGUUAGUUAUAACUAUAACUGCAAUUGUAUUGAAUUGUGUUGCAUUGUAGUUGUAGUUAAUUAUUUUGGUGUUUGAUUAUUUAUUUUUUAAAAGUAUUAUAAAUGAAAUAUGAUA